GUAUGGCAUCUGCAGCAGCAGAGGCGGAAAAGGGGUCUCCGAUUGUGGUGGGGAUGCUGGUCGUGGGCAACAUCAUUAUUCUGCUGUCAGGUCUGGCUCUGUUUGCUGAAACAGUGUGGGUAACAGCUGACCAGUACCAUGUGUACCCACUGAUGGGCGUCUCAGGCAAGGAUGAUGUCUUCGCUGGUGCCUGGAUCGCCAUCUUCUGCGGCUUCUCCUUCUUUGUCGUGGCCAGCUUUGGAGUGGGUGCAGUGCUCUGCCCCCGGCAGUCCAUGAUCCUCACGUACCUGGUGCUCAUGCUCAUCGUCUACAUCUUCGAGUGCGCUUCCUGCAUCACGUCCUACACCCACCGAGACUAUAUGGUGUCCAACCCAUCUUUGAUCACCAAGCAGAUGCUGACAUUCUACAGUGCAGACACGGACCAGGGCCAAGAACUGACUCGCCUCUGGGACCGCAUCAUGAUUGAGCAAGAGUGCUGUGGCACAUCUGGUCCCAUGGACUGGGUGAACUUCACAUCAGCCUUCCGGGCUGCCACCCCAGAAGAGGUAUUUCCCUGGCCCCCACUGUGCUGUCGACGGACUGGCAACUUCAUCCCCCUCAAUGAACAGGGCUGUCGUCUGGGUCACAUGGACUACCUAUUCACCAAGGGCUGUUUUGAACACAUUGGCCAUGCCAUCGACAGCUACACAUGGGGCACCUCAUGGUUUGGAUUUGCCAUCCUGAUGUGGACACUUCCUGUGAUGCUGAUAGCCAUGUAUUUCUACACUACACUCUGAGGAACAAGAAGGGAUGGCUUCAUGUACACCUCGACCUCCUCCUCCUGCUCCCUCAUCCUCCAGCUGAGGCUUGGUUUGUGCCUCAUCUCUCCCCUUUCCACCUCCUUCACCCUUUCCUACUUCUACUCCCAGUAUGUUUUACCACGUUUCUGAGGUCUGCUAGGAAUUGAGGAUGCCCUGAAACCCCUGGAUAUGUAUACAUGGGACUUUAACCCUUAACCUCAUUUUAUUUGAUUGAUUCUUGAACUAUCUAUCAGUGUCAAUUUAAAGUAUUGCCCUUAGAUCUCA
Messenger RNA from Artibeus jamaicensis (Jamaican fruit-eating bat), 1064 nucleotides. It is a transcript of the gene UPK1A, whose product is annotated as uroplakin 1A. The record is from RefSeq and is a predicted model, not a curated record. Gene Ontology annotation, cellular component: membrane. Bases 3 to 776 code for a protein of 257 amino acids. The transcript has 7 exons. Lineage: Eukaryota; Metazoa; Chordata; Mammalia; Chiroptera; Phyllostomidae.